Messenger RNA from Theileria parva strain Muguga, 252 nucleotides. RefSeq lists its product as uncharacterized. The coding region runs from base 1 to 252 and encodes 83 amino acids. The record is from RefSeq and is a predicted model, not a curated record. Lineage: Eukaryota; Apicomplexa; Aconoidasida; Piroplasmida; Theileriidae. The transcript has 3 exons.
AUGAGUAAAAGGGUGGAGAUUGGUGAUGAGAAGUAUGAUUUACAAGAGUACAUAAAUCUGUUCAACGACGGCCUGGAGGAGUUGGUGAUAGUCUGCUCAGUUCGUAAUUCCCCCCGUGGUAUCUCGCUGUGCGAGCGAAUUAAGCGCUCAGUAAAGGUCAAUUCUACCAUAGAAAUGUCAAAUUUCCUCGCCACAGGAACCGAUCGCAGAAACUCUUGCAAACUCAUAAUUAAACUGAGUAAAUCCAAUUAA